AUGGUGUGCCUGACCUGCGCCGUCGUCUGUUUUUUCGCUGCGACUAUAAUAUUCAUAGUUAUUAGGUUUGAUUUUUUGAAAAGAAUCCAUCUAAAGUCUUCUUCGCAGAUUUUUGAUAGAGCUUCUCCCAGCACCAGGAAGCAAUAAGGACCGCGCGGUUUUCAUAACAGGCUGUGACACUGGAUUCGGCCGCGAGCUGGCCAAGAAGUGCGCCAAGAACGGCUUUACAGUGUUUGCCGGAUGCUUGACAGAACAAGUAGUUACACGAAACAAAAGAAGCUGAUUUCGACUGGUUCAGGGAGGAAAGUCGUUGAAAAGCGAAGCACCGAGCAUCCACGACGUGCGUCUUGAUGUGGCCAGCGACGACAGCGUUGCCAAGGCUUUGGACUACGUCAAGAAAAACUUGGGCAGACUGAGUAGGAGCUCUUUCCUCGGAAAAGAACAAGCUAGAGACAGAACUGUGGGGCGUCGUGAACAACGCUGGAAUCUUCUCUUGCUACGGUCCCGACGACUGGGUCCACAUCGACGACUACAAACGUGCCUUCGACGUAAAUACUCUCGGUGUGAUCAGAGUCACGCACGUCAGUCGAGUUGGAUGGAUUAUCGAAUAUCAUGUCCGAUUCAGGCUUUCAAGAAACUGGUCAAAGAGGCCAAAGGUAGGAUUGUUACCGUGACCUCAGUCAACGGUCGACUCGUUUCUCCAGCCAGCGGGCCUUACGUCGUCUCCAAGUUCGGAGCCGAAGCCUACAUGGACACUUUGAGGUGAUCAUUUAUAGAAGCUUGGUUGAUUUUUUUUAGACAAGAACUGUACCACUUUGAUGUGAAAGUUUCGAUCCUGGAGCCAGGAAUCUUCCGCACUCCUUUGCUUGAUGAAAAGGCAAUGAUAGAUCGGGUCGAAGGGGUAUCUUUCAAAAGUUUCAUAAUUCUUCAAACAUUUCAAAAAUCAGGUUUGGUCUCGAUUAGGCGCGGAAACUAAGAAAGAGUACGGGGAGAAUUUCAAAAACUAUUGUGAGAUUUUCCUGGAGUUUUCUUUUUCUAUUCAAAGUUCUCUCAGUUGCUACCACCUGGAACAAGACAUACGUCUCUAUGAGCACGGACAAAAUCCACUACGUCGUCGACAACUAUUAUCACGCUCUAACAGCUCGUUUUCCUCGUCACAGGUAUGUUAGCACUUUUCUCAUCUUUUUUGAAGAUUAAUAAUGACCUAUACGGGCUGCUGAUCAAUUUUUACAGGUACUAUUGUGGCUGGGACGCGAUCCUGACAUUCAUUCCUAUUUCGCUUCUGCCGACGUGGCUCUCAGAUUUUGUCUUCCGCUGCCUCGCCAAGCAGGAAGUCGUGCCAGCCUCUCUCCAACAGAAACUCAAGAAGAAUCUUUGA
Molecule: messenger RNA, 1378 nt
Organism: Caenorhabditis auriculariae
Lineage: Eukaryota; Metazoa; Nematoda; Chromadorea; Rhabditida; Rhabditidae
Source: the annotation of a GenBank genome assembly